UUCCAUACUGAGUCAGUGCAGACGAAGGAUAGUCUGCUGAGGUUGGACACCAGCUAGCAUGGGUGAGUCGGUUCGCUCCACCAUGGGCAUCGGCCUGACGGAGGACACGUCUCUAGUCAUGCCGUCCGACAAGAACCAAUGCACGGGACAACAGCGCGUGCUGCAGCAGGUGAAAAGCAUCAAGAGAACCAAGUCGAAAAUGGUCAAGGACUCCCUUCCGUCUCCAACUAGUCCGGCGUCAGCGACAGAAUACAGUGAGCCUAAAUUCCAGUUUUCGCCAACAACAGCGCCCGUCAAUCUCUUUAGCAGGAGCUCCACCAACACAAGCAGAUGGCAAAGCAGAAUGACAUGCCACUAUACCGUGAGAAGACAGAACGGCAGCAUCACCCAGUCCAUCAGGAAUGGGCCAAUCCCCGUAGGAAGCCAGAACGGGAACCUAUCACGUGCUAGAACUGUGAGAACUGCCAGCCAAUCACAGAUUGUGAACCAUGUCCGAAGCAAAUCAGAUUUAUCUGGUAUGAAUGGUUCCAAAUGGGAAAUGAAUGCUAUGACUCUUCAGGAAGCAGUGGAGCUCCUCACGCACCCAGACAUGUACCAACAGCUGUGUGGAGCAUCAUUCAUACAGCACUGCACAUACGUUAAAGGAGAAGCCAGGCGAGAGGUUUGUCAGUUGGGAGGGAUUCAUACACUCAUUCAGCUGCUGAAAAGCGAGAAUUUGGAUAUACAACAGACAGUGUCCGCUGCACUGCGUAAUGUCGUCUUUAAGGACUCAGAAAACAAGUCCACGGUGAAGCUUUAUGGAGGAAUAAAAGUCAUUUUAGAUUUAGUCCAAAGCAAUAAAGAUGUGGAAAUCCAGAAACAGCUCACCGGUCUUUUGUGGAAUCUGUCCUCAGCCGAUGAUCUUAAGCCAGAUCUCAAUGAAACUGGACUGGAAAUGCUUACAAAAAGCAUUCUGGUCCCAUACACCCAGCCUCAAAGGCAUACUGAAAAUCUGAUCGAACCUGAGAUCUUCCUCAACACCACUGGCUGUAUAAGAAACCUCAGCUGUUCCAGUGAUGAGGAAAGGAUAUGUAUGAGGAACUGCCCAAACCUGAUCGACUCUCUCGUGAAAUACCUUCAGGGUCGGCUGGAACUAGGCGAGCUAGAUGACAAGUCAGUGGAAAACUGUGUCUGUAUACUUCAUAACCUGAGCUACAAGCUGGAUAAAGAGGCUCCAAAGCACUUUUCUAUCAUUGAGGAUUGUUCCACGCAAAAAGCAGAGGCCAGAAGCAAAAACAGCCUCUUCAGCACAAAAAUUCAAAAGGAACUUUCCUUCCCAGCGAUGGAUACUCUUAAUCCCGAGGGUGUGAGUUGGCUAUACCAUAGAAAGACACUGCAAAUGUACCAGUUUCUGCUGAGGCUCUGUCAGAAUGAAUCCACUCUGGAGGCGUGCUGCGGAGCGUUACAGAACCUCACUGCUUCAAAAAACCCUGUGUCCACUGUGAUGAGUCAGGCUAUUCAGAAACUGAACGGCUUGCCAAUCUUAACCUCCCUGCUGAAUUCACCGAACCAGAACCUGCAGAAGACGGCAAUGUCCGUGGUGGGAAACAUGUCCCGGGUGUCAAAUUUGCGGGCUAUUAUGGCCAAGGAAGCUCUUCCACACGUUUUAUCCUUUAUCUCACAUGUGGAUAUAAAGAAUGUUAAGGCGGACGACACUAUCGCCACAGCGUGCAGCGUGAUACAAACACUCGCGGUGGCAGAGCCCGAGCACAGCAAGAAAUUGUUUAAAAGAGCUAUGAUCAUGAAUCUGAGCCUUCUCAGUGAAAACAUGUCAUUUUCAAAUGCUAGACAGCCUGCUGGAGCUCUCCUCUACAGUCUAUGGGGACAAAAAGAUAUUUACAGCAGGUUGAAAAAGAAUGGAAUGAUCAAGGACACAUUUGUUAACACAGUCACGGCUGCAUCUUACAAAAUAAUAUCCGACAAACAAUUCCGCUGAUCAGCAUGUACAUGUGGUGCCCUGGAAGUCAGAAUGUGUCCUGCAAUUUGAAUGUCUGUAUUUUGUUGGGCACAUUAACUCAACGUGUUCUUGCAAUGUUCUGUUUAGUGCCUCAUGCAAAACAUGUACGCUAUGCCAUGAGAAACAGUUCUUACACUAUGCCUUUCCAGACUUGCACUUCUGGUCUUGCAGAGUAAUAAUUUCACUCCUCUUUUUGUAUUGCUUUUCUACUCCUGUGUAACAAUAGCAGUAUAGCAAACAUGUUUAAACAUAGUAUAUCAUUAUACAUGGUGAUUCUGACGAUUCUCUGUAAGACCUUUGGUUGUUGAUGGGUAAAUGUUCUUCUUGUGAUUACUUAAAUGUUGCUUUCAUGCUGUUUUUAGAGCUUUAAAGUUUUAAACGUUUUAAAGUGAUCAUGAAAAAAUUAACAUUCUGUCCACAUUUUAUCACCCUUAUGCCAUUUUAAACCCGGACCGUUUUCUUUCUUCUGCAGAACACAAAAGACGAUUUUUUUGAAGAAUCUUUCCAAACAAUAUUGAACCCCAUUGACUUCUAUUAUGAACACAAAACCACUGAGACAUUUCUCAAAACAUCUUCUUUUGUGUUACACAAAAAGAAAAAGAGUCGGAAACAAGAAUACAUUUUUUAAUCUUGAUUAAUCUGACAAAUAUAGUGAAGAAUUGUUUCUUUUAAAGACCCAUCUCUACACUGACAACAUUAAAACUUUCUCUUUAUUGUA
Messenger RNA from Triplophysa dalaica, 2714 nucleotides. RefSeq names its product plakophilin-1 (gene pkp1a). Gene Ontology annotation, cellular component: cytoplasm; adherens junction; nucleus. The transcript has 14 exons. Gene Ontology annotation, molecular function: cadherin binding. The coding region runs from base 59 to 1975 and encodes 638 amino acids. The record is from RefSeq and is a predicted model, not a curated record. NCBI's taxonomy places the organism in Eukaryota, Metazoa, Chordata, Actinopteri, Cypriniformes, Nemacheilidae. Gene Ontology annotation, biological process: cell-cell adhesion; cell-cell junction assembly; intermediate filament bundle assembly.